GUUUUUUUCUAUAUACGCCUAGACAAGAUGACGCUCAGCGCUCUCCGCGUGAUAGCCGUGAGCUGUUUGCUUCUGGGCUGCGCCCUCGCCCAGUGCCCCUCGGGCGACGACUCGUCUGUGCAGGGCUUGUUGACACAAGCAAUCUCCAAAGCCAAGGCGGAUGGCGUCCUCGGCGAUAAGGACUUCAUCUGGGGCACCGCAACCGCCGCUUAUCAGGCACGAAAACCGCCCGCCCUUUUACAGCCACCCGUUGGCUGCUGCUCAUUCGCUCUGUGUGUGUGUGUGUGCUGUUGGGUUUGUGGCUGUGCUGUGUGUGCAGGUGGAGGGAGCUUGGAACGAGGGAGGCCGUGUGCCGAGCCUGUGGGAUAACUUCGCCCACGAGGGCAAGGCCAGCAACGACACGGUGAGGAAGGACACGAGCGACAAACACGGCCAGCUGGGAAACAGUGCCUGCACCUGGGUGUGUGUUGCCUGGUCUGCAGGGCGAUGUCGCCGUCGACUUUUACCAUAAGGUGGGUAUGUAGGUGGUCGGGGCUGGACAGACAGAGUGAGUCUACGUGUGUGUGGUGUGUGCGCCUGUACAUCGGUCGUCAGUACCCUGAGGACAUCCAGAUGAUGAAGCAGCUCAACUUCACCCACUUCCGCUACUCCAUCUCAUGGCCGCGGGUCAUGAACGGCCUACAAAGGAACGAAGAAGGUCAGUCGGUCGGGCAGAGCCAGACAGACAGAAGAACACACAGCCCAGCUUGUGGUUUGGUUUGCAGGUAUUCAGUUCUAUAAGGACCUGACGGCCGAGCUGCUCAAGAACAACAUCGAGCCCGUUGUGACCCUCUUCCACUGGGACUUGCCUGAGUGAGUGGAUGAAGGGCCGGCAGCGAGAUCGGCUGAUAUGUCUGUGUGUUGCGUGUUUCACGACACACGCCUGGCUGCAGCAUAUACGACUGGCGCAACGAGAGCCUGGUGGAGCCGUUCGGUCAGUAUGCCGACAUUAUGUUUGAGGCGCUCCCCGACGUCAAGUACUGGCUGACGGUAAGUGAUUGAGUGAUCCGCACAACGACGAGAGACAACCACACCACACCGGCAGACAGACACAUAUGAUAUGUCUGUGGAUGCAGCUCAACGAGCCGUGGGUCUUCUGCAAGCUGGGAUACCAGUGGGGCGUCUGUAAGCUUAACUACCAACCCAACAAGAAAAGCACCAACCGACGAAUCUCUCUCUCUUCUGCCCGUCAGAUGCCCCUGGCGUCGUGUCGGAGACUGAUUUCUUGACCUGCGGCCAUAAUGCCCUCAAGGCACACGCCAAGGUAUAUCGACGCGUCCAUCCACUGGACAGACAGACAGACAGACAGAAAGGAGGACAUCCAGAGUUGUGUGGUGGGUCGGCAUGUAGGCCUACUCGGUGUGGAAGACCAAGUACCAGGCCUCCCGCCCCGACACCAAGGUGCCGAUCGACACAGAAUGUGUAUUGUGAUGUGAUGGAUGCGUUGUGUGUGUGUGUGUGUGUGAUGUCAAGGUGGGCAUCACCCUGAAUGCCGACUGGCGCGCGGCGCUCGACCCCACCAACCCCGACGACGUGGCCCUCUCCUCAAAGGAGAUGGACCUCGUCCUCGGCUGGUUCGCGGAACCCGUGAGCACAGAGACAGACGCGCACACACACAGACAGACGAGUAGACAGACAAGAAGCUGUGUGAUGCUUGGUGCAGGUGUACGGGAGCGGCGACUACCCCCAGAGUCUGAAGGAGCAUUUCGCCGCGGACGCGCCCGUGUUCACCGAGGAGGAAAAGGCUUCCAUCAAGGGCUCGAGCGACUUCUUCGGGCUCAACUUCUACACCGCCAUGUACCCCACACACACCACCCCACACCAUACCACAGCACAGCACAGGUUAACACAGGCCAUUCCUUCCCCUUGUGCGUGUGUGGUGUGUGUCUGUGCAGCUACGUGGACUCGACCAAGCCGUACGGCCAGCACGAGACGGUGCACCGCAAUGGGGAGCUGAUCGGCGAGGAGACGGCCUCCGAGUGGCUGCACAUCGUCCCUUGGGGCUUCAGCACCAUGCUCAAGUACAUCAAGAACGUCUGGAACCCGCCCUCUAUCAUCGUCACGGAGAAUGGUACGUGAGCGAAUCGCUCCGACCGACACAGACAGACAGACAGACAGACAGACAGACAAGAGAGAUCCGUAUCUUUGUGGGCGUGUGAUGCAGGCGUGUCGGACGGCAGGGCGUCCACCGACAAGGAGACCCUUGUCAACGACUACGGCAGGGUCAAGUUCUACCAGGAUUACCUGACAGAGAUGGCCAAAGCCAUGAUCGAAGACGACGUGCCUGUCACGGUAAUGAUACACACGCACACACACACACACAUCCAUCCAUCCAUCCAUGUGUGUGUGUGUGUGUGUGUCUUUUAGGGGUACAUUGCGUGGUCAUUGCUGGACAACUUCGAGUGGUCCCAGGGAUACGCCGAACGGUACUCUUGGAGACGAUAGAGACACACACAACCCACAACACAACACAUGGGAUGGGCGUCUGUGGGUGUGGGUGUGGGUGUGUGUCAGGUUUGGCCUCACCCACGUCGAUUUCGACGACCCCGCUCUCCCCAGGACCGUCAAGAAAUCCGGCGAAUACUUCGGGUGGGUGUCUCAGCCUGCUCCCCCCCUCUCCAUGCAUGUGUGUGUAUGUCUGUCUGUGUCCAUCUGUCUGCGCAGUUCUUUGAUCCCCAAUGUGACAGCCCAGGUAGAGGCGUGCUCAACGGGCAACGACAGCACCGUCGCCACGCAGGGCGGCGACCAGCAGCAGUGGCAGGACGACUGGCAGCAGCAGGAUGGCGGUGACAACUGGGAGGGUGGCGACCAGCAGUGGCUCCGCUGAGAAGAGCCGAGAGACAGCUUUGCCAUGCAGCGAACAAGCGAUGAGAGGGAGGGGUACAUACUACCUAGGUGUGUUUUGAUCUGCGUGUUGUGAGGGUGGGGGUGGGGCGGCUGGAGGUUUUGCUGUCUGUCUGUCUGCCUGUCUGUCUGUAUGUGUCUUGUGUGUCCUGGGAAUCGCGAAAAAGAGAGAGGGCGACAUGUCUCGGCUCGUCUUAUGCUGGCGAAGUUUCGUGAUUUUUAGUACCUACCUUCUUCCGCAAUAAUGAUGCCCACGGUCAUGCUCACGUCACGCCCGCCACGCCACGCCACGCCACGCCACGCCGGCGACACCGAAGAGAGAGAAUUAUAUGUAGCCACAGCGAGCGGUCUGUGUGUGAGGGAGGGGGGAUGGGGGCAUAAAGUGUCUGAUGGCGACUGACUGAUGGGGGCUGACGUGAUGUGAUAUGUGUGUAGCUAGUCGUGGGAUGUGUUUCUGUGUGAGCUGUGUGUGUGG
Vitrella brassicaformis is the source of this 3358-nucleotide messenger RNA. The record is from the annotation of a GenBank genome assembly. NCBI's taxonomy places the organism in Eukaryota, Vitrellaceae.